This is a messenger RNA of Mesorhabditis belari, 624 nucleotides long. The record is from the annotation of a GenBank genome assembly. NCBI's taxonomy places the organism in Eukaryota, Metazoa, Nematoda, Chromadorea, Rhabditida, Rhabditidae.
AUGUUGAAAGCUUUGUUCGUGGUGCUUUCAAUCGUUUCCCCAUUUGUCUUGUCACACUUUUUUGUUCAAAAAGAAGAAAGCUGUCGAGGGCCGAGACCCGGUGAUUGCGAUCCUGAGGCGUGUGGAGGAUCGUGCGAAGCUCGAUACAUCAGAUUUCACGAUCAAGGGAUUAAAGGUGAUCGAACGGUGAAAAGUUGCCAAUGUCAACGGGAAAAAAUUUGUCAGAUCAUUGGAAUGCAUGCCUAUGCUGGUUGCAGAAGUUAUGCCACCCUAAGUCCAUCCGGCCAACGAAUGGUUCGUGUUUGGAGCAUGAGCAGAGAUGAGAGGAGAGCGCGAAUCAACAAUGACACGUCAUAUCGAUUCGCGGAAAAGAAAAGACAUCAACAACUGAUUUAUGGGAAUAGCCGCUUCUGUUGUCGAACGAAAACUGGCAAAGUGACCGCACAAGACUCGGAAUUUUUGUUCGAUGAUUACGAAUCGGCAACGAUCAUCUCUUAUGUGGCUGGGCCAGAUCGUCGAGCUGUGUACGCUCUCGCCUAUCGCAGCUCAGCCACAACAUUUUCUCCAUUGAUCCCUUUUUCUGUUUUCAUUUCUUUUCUUUACUUUAGAAAUUCUUUCUUUACC